This is a messenger RNA of Colletotrichum gloeosporioides, 2232 nucleotides long. RefSeq lists its product as uncharacterized. Gene Ontology annotation, biological process: protein monoubiquitination; protein autoubiquitination; protein polyubiquitination. Gene Ontology annotation, molecular function: ubiquitin protein ligase activity; cyclin binding; ubiquitin conjugating enzyme binding. NCBI's taxonomy places the organism in Eukaryota, Fungi, Ascomycota, Sordariomycetes, Glomerellales, Glomerellaceae. Gene Ontology annotation, cellular component: nucleus; ubiquitin ligase complex; cytosol. The coding region runs from base 1 to 2232 and encodes 743 amino acids. The transcript is spliced from 4 exons. The record is from RefSeq and is a predicted model, not a curated record.
AUGGAUGCGCACGUCGAUGAGGACGCAGCACCCGCCGCCCAGAAAUUCAUCUUCUCGAAGCAGGACGAGAGGAACAUCAGGCGGCGGUGUAUAUGGGCUGCUUUCUUCUUCGACGCUGUUGCAAUAGCACUCAUUAUACCUCUUUGCGUCGGCGGUUGGGUUCACAAUGCCAAUCAGGUUGGUGGGACAGUCAACAGCGAAGACAUACAUCUCGUCACAAAAAAGUGGUCAGCGGUAUAUCGCCGGACCGAGAGCCAGCGCCAGAGCACAUUUGUUUUUACUUGGUUCCUGAGUAGCUGCUGCUUCAAGGAGGCAUAUGUCGACAGCAGCUAUGCGCUCGCGGGCUGCAUACACAGAACGCCCGGCAGUGCUUUCGAUCUGCAGAGUAUCAUUCAAGACGUCGAAGUCAGGCUGGGGGAGCAGGACAAUGUGGAAGCCGGUCCAAUAACGGACCCAGAAGGCCGCUUCGUGGGACCAUCGCCAGCAGAGUUCGCGACGGCCGACGUCGUCACCUCGACACGGGAUGCGCUGGCGUCCUACGGGAUUUACCUGGCAAUCAACAUGGGCACCUGGAUCUUCCAGAUCAUCUCCAAGAGACACCACUACGCUCUCAACGCCUCCCACUACCGCGUAAUGACGGCUGCACAAGUUCUCGCACUGUUCGCCUUGCUUGUCGCUUCGGGCAUCACAACGGCGGCAGCGUACAAAGCAAAGGCGGCCCUGGACGAAUUCGACGACGUGUUUCCGUACCAUGCGGUCGGGUCCUCGUUCGCGGCCCUGACCUGGUGCGCCUUCGUCAGCCAUAUGCUCGGAUGCCUCGCCUACGUCGGGGCGGUAUUGAUUUGGCACCGACUGAAACGGCCGGAACUGUAUCCACCAGAGCCCGAGGACGAGAUUGAGCGGACAAGGAGGGCGGGCGCGCGCGGAGAAGUGGCCGAGUAUCGCCUGCGGCGACUCGACGAGCCGGCGCUUCGAAACCUUGCUACCUCCGACAAACCAAGCUCGCCCAACAUGUCUUCCCAUGACACGCCGGUCAUCUACGCGGAGCUCCUGGCAAACAUCCGCCAGCUGUCCGUCGCAGUGACCCUGCCCUCACCUGCCGAAAGAAGCACGCAAGGCAGCGUCUCGCCAGACGGUUCAACGCUGCACAUCGCACACGCAGGCACCCAAACCCCGUUCUCCCUCCCAGGCAACGUCGUCGCGCCCAGGAAUGGCGUCCUCCCCGCACCGCACCCGGGCUCUCGCGUCCUCUCAUGGCGCCUGCCUCUGUCUGACGCAUCGGCGCCUUCAGCACGCGGGCCGGUGGACGAGCCCGUACCAUGGGCGGCAACCGAUCUGCUGCCGGAGUCGGCGGUGGCUUGCAGGGGCUGCGCGGCGACGGUAGUGCCGGAGGGCACGGCGAAGGAGUGGAAGGACCUGCCGAGCGAGAAUUGGGCUGAGAUGAUGGACUUUUGGCACUGCCACAAGCCGACGGAUCAUGAGCACGGUCACGAACCUGAGCACCUUGCCCAGCGUGGCUACGGUGCCAACUCGAGCAUCGCGGCGCAGAACGGCGUGGGUCUGGUUGACCUGACGUCUCUCCUGUUUACUGAAGCCGACUGCUCGGGACUCGUGUUCUCUUGCUCCUCUUACGAAGCCGGCUCAGAAACCAGCUCAGCAGUCCUGGCUGGCGAAGCGGACCCUCCACCGCGGAUGCUCUACGUCUUCUGCUCUGGCUGCAGGACCCACGUCGGCUUCUUCAACGUCGCCAUCUCGUCCGUCCUUCUCUUUAAGUGGCAAGUGUCAUGCCGGACGGCCGUUGAGAGCACCCCGCCCAGCAGCUCCGACUGCCUCGCUGCGUCGCUGACAGCAACCCUGUCACGAUCGGGCUCAUCCAAAUCGGUUGUGGUGCCGACGUUCUCGUCGCCCCAGACCGUGAGCACCAGUGACAACUCAUCUCCUUCGUUGCACCUGUGGAUCCUCAACAGCAACAUCGCGUAUGCCUCCUCCGGGCGCGAGGGCAAGCGGUCUGCUAUCAAGUUGCUGUAUCGCGAGAUCCCCCAGCACGAGGCGGACGCAAUGCUGGAGACCAUGACGUCGGACGUGCAGGAGGUGAAUCUUCCCAUGGCGGAUAUUUCUCGAGGUGCGGAGGUUCUGCAGAGUAGUACUGAGAUGCUCCCGCCGAGUGAGCGGGUUUUCAAGGAAUGGAAUGUCGGCUUGUUGGAUAAGUGGCAGGCGGGCAGCGUGCCAUGA